AACGCCGCGACGCUCAUGUUGUGAUUCGCCUGAAUAAAGAAAACAGCCUGCAAAACGACCGAUGUGACUGCUUAUAUACAGAUGGCGUUUAUUAAAGAGGAGAGAGAAGAACUGAAGAUUGAAGAGCCACUGAGUGGGAAAUGUGAAUACACAGAGGAGCAAACAGGCCUGAUGGCGUUGAAAGAGGAGCAAGAUUUUACUGAAAUGGAUGAUAACGAUCAGCUUGAGACCUAUCAUGGCUUAAUAACGGGAACAAAAUGCACACAGACUGAAAGGACUUCCUCACAAAAAACAUCUCCGAAGAGCAAAUCUAAAAGUCCCGUCUCCUGUAGCCAGUGUGGAAAGAGUUUCGAUCAAAAGAAAAAGCUGGAUGUCCACAUGACGAUUCACACCGGAGAGAAGCCUUUCAGCUGCCAACAGUGUGGAAAAGGUUUCACGCAGAAAGGAAACCUUAAGGUCCACAUGGGGAUUCACACGGGAGAAAACUCUGUCAGCUGCCAACAAUGUGGGAAAAGCUUCACGCAGAAAAUCAACCUGAAAGUUCACAUGAGAAUCCACACCGGAGAAAAGCCGUACAGCUGCUGUCAGUGCGGACAAAGCUUUACGCACAAGAACAACCUCAAUGCCCACAUGAGGAGUCACAGCGGAAAGAAGACGUUUACGUGCGGUCAGUGUGGACGGAGGUUCACACGUAAAGGAGCCCUUGAGAACCACAUGAGGAUUCACACCGGAGAGAAACCCUUCAAGUGUGGUCUGUGUGGACGGAGAUUCACACGUAAAGCCUCUCUUGGCACCCACAUGAAGAUUCACACCGGAGAAAAGCCGUUCCCAUGUGAUCAAUGUAGAAAGAGUUUCAGGCGUAAAGUGACCCUCGAGACUCACAAGAGGAUUCACACCGGAGAAAGGCCUUUUGUAUGUUUCCAGUGUGGAAAGAGCUUCAGAUUCACAGGAAACCUUAAUCAGCACAUGAGGAUUCACUCAAACAAACACACACACAAACAAAACGGUUUUAAAUGUCUUCAGCGUGGAGGAACUUUCAGAGACAUAAAGCGCCUUAAGAAUCAUUUAUUAACUAAAGAGAAGGCUUUCACGUGCCGAAAGAGUUUCACUAAUUCGAGAAACCUGAAGCUUCACACUGGAAAAAGUCCUUUUAAAUGUCUUGAGCGCGAGAAGAGUUUCACACACUUGCCUGGUCGCUCUGGGAAAAGGUGGUUUAAUUGCGAUCAGUGCGAUAAAACAUUUAUUUUGGCGUCACACUUACAGAUACACGUGAAAAGUCAUGCCAAAUUCAGACCUUAUUUGUGUUGCUUGUGUGGAAAGAGAUUUCAAUGGCUCAGCAAUUUAAAAUGGCACCAGAUAAUGCGUAUUUGUGUGAAAGUAAGGCCUCGUUCACACCCUAGCUGAGAGGUUUUUAUACUAAAGAAUUGUACCCUUCUCUGAACUUGCCUUCAGAUUUAUUAAACAGUCCCAGAUGUCUUUUUUUUAAGACAUAUUCAGUUUCAAUUAAAUAAGGUUCAUAUUGCAGUACUUUAUCACACCACCAACACCUAACGAGUAUUCGAGGAAGGUACCUACAAUCCUUUUAAAGUCAUUUGUUGUGAAUUUCUCUGUCUGGUUCACGGCACCAAAACUGUUGUGAAAUUCCAAGACGAGCCAAAAAAGGGAGAACUUUUCGGGUAUCUUUAAAGCAGAAUCCUUUAAUAAGAAGACCUCAGCAUCGAAAGAACUCUGAACUGGUACAGCAGACUCUCAGUUUUCAAUACAUUUUUACAGACAUUGAUACUUAUGCGUGGAGACAGUCCUAAGCAAAGCAUGCCAAUGAAGUGUUGUUGUCUGCAGGGUAAAUUGCCUUUCCAGCCCCGAUCUCAUCAGCAUAUAAGAACCCAUUCACGAUACAUUUUAGCAUGAAAACAAAGUGUGCAAAUGAUUUACUGGGGCCAGUUGACCCGCUUUAAAAGGGUUACUUUACCAUUUGUUAGACAAUAGACACAACUGUGCUUUGAAACUGACAAUUUGCCUUACUUUGGAGACAGUGCUCAGGAAACCAAGAGAUUUUAAGUUCUGUCACACCCUAAUUAGAGUUUUGAAUGAUUUGAGCUAAUUGAAAAACAAAGAAUAUAACUUUUAAGUUAUAUAUAGAUUAUUGCUAAUUUUGAACUAGAUUAUGCAAAUUUAUAUUCCCACAUCAUCAAGGUCUUUAUUGUAAUGGUUAAAUGCAAUCAAUCUAUUCCAGGGAUGCUCUACCCUGUUCCUGGAGAUCUCUUGUCCUGCAGAUUUCAGCUCCAACCCAUAUCAAACACACCUGCCUGUAAUUAUCAAGUGCUGUUCAGGUCCUAAUUAAUUGGUUCAGGUGUGUUUGAUCAAGGUUAGAUCGGAACUCUGCAGGAAGGUAGUUCUCCAGGAACAGCUUUGAGCACCCCUGAUCUAUUCAGAGAUAGCCCUGGAAAUCCUCAUUGCAGCUCCACUGACAGAAGCAUGAUCCUUGCUGUCUCUUGUUAAAUGUCUUGCCUACACUUGUCACCACUACAUAGCCGGCCAAUCACAGUUCUUGCACCCUGUGUCAUUGUGACAUGUAAAGGCCCGUGCACACCGGGACACUUUUUGCUUGCGUUUUCCAUUGACGUUUAAUGCCUUGUGACUAAAUAAAGGCCGCCAAUGUGAUCGUGCACACCAACGCACAAGACGUAAAAGGCGUAAAAAACGUAAUUUUUUUAAGAAACGACUCAUGCUCGUUUCUUGACGUGCCACAUCAAAACCUUCUCCACCAAUCAGAUUGGCACUUUUGUUCACGCACACGGAGCUGCUGAAGUUACAGUAAACACCACUUGGAGGCGCUCAAGCGCAAAACUGUCAAUGCAGCGCACAUUGAAGAAGACGCCCAGAGGCGAUAUGAACAUGGAGCCCAUUUGUGUGUGUUUUACAAGUGUCCAUAAGGAAACUUUUGUUUUGUGUUUACCUUAUGAUUAAAGUUGUUGCGCAUCCACUGCUUCCUGCCUCUGAAUGAGCAAGUUUGAGCUACUUGUGCAUUAAGGUAGCAUUUCACGUAUUUCUGAUUUCCCGUGAAGAAACUCUAGGAACAUAGAAACCCCACUGCCAGUUAGCGUUUCAGAAGGGUUCUUGUCAGAGCAACACAAACAGAAUGCAGAACUAAUGCUGUA
Messenger RNA from Danio aesculapii, 3158 nucleotides. Its product is annotated as gastrula zinc finger protein XlCGF57.1. The transcript is spliced from 3 exons. NCBI's taxonomy places the organism in Eukaryota, Metazoa, Chordata, Actinopteri, Cypriniformes, Danionidae. Bases 82 to 1404 code for a protein of 440 amino acids. The record is from RefSeq and is a predicted model, not a curated record.